AUGAAUCUCUUCGCUGCCUGCGAGAACUUCGGUCUGAACAUCAACACGGAGAAUACGGUGGUCAUGCAGAAACCGCCACACAACACAGCCCACAAUGUGCCGAAAAUCAAUGUGAACGAAGCCCAACUACAAGUGGUGGACAACUUCACGUAUCUGGGCAGUACCCUCUACGGAACACCGAAGACGAAGAUGAAGUGGCCCACCGAAUUUCCGAGGCCAGUCAAGCCUACAGUCGUCUUCAUGUCAGUUUGAAUCGUUACGAUCUUCAACCCAGCACGAAAUUAAAGAUGUACAAGGUCGUUAUCCUACCUAUCCUACGUUGUUCCAUGGAGCAGAGACCUGGACGGUGUACAUGAAGUAGGCCCCACUACUUCCACCUUAGCUGUCUUCGUCGACUACUGAAGCUGAGGUGGCAGGACCGGAUCCCAGAUGCGGACGUAGUGGAGCGGACGGUAAUCCUCAGCAGCUACGCUAUGCUGAGACAACUACAACCACGCUGGAGCGGCCACCUCGUACAGAUGGACGACGAGCGGAUACCCAAACAGCUCUUCUAUGGAGAUGUCGAGACGGGUUCACGCCGUAAGGAGGUCAAGUCCGGCGCUAAAAAGGAUACUUUUACAACCUCCCUGAAGGACCUGCGGAGCAACCCGGCAAAUUGGAAAGACCUCGCCCAGGACCCACCUACACGGAGGAGAACAGUGAAGACAGAUGCAGCAGUCUUUGACGCUAACCACGUAAUCGCCGUCAAAGCCAACCGCGAGGUUCGUAAAUUUUAACUGCAUCCACCUCUCAACGCAAACGCUCGAUCGUCUCGACCUGUGUACGAUGCCAACAGACGUUUCGAGCACCGAUCGGCCUUAUGGGACAUCGUCGUAUCAACUGCAGUACCCGGACUAUACCAGCCGCUGUCUCCCUGUCCACUUCUCCCUCGCCUCCCACACCAACAAACACCAACACCACCACUGUCAACACCAGUGCUGAGGACCUGGUCCUCAUUGCGAUUAAACUUUCGCCUUCUCCAUCACCGAAACUGGUACUGACACCGCCGACUUCUCAUCUCCAGUGUUCCUGUACAUACACCGCACACAUCGGCCUGGUCGGUCACUUUCGAAUGCAUCACACAACGACUGGCAAACCACUGCCCGCAGCAUCAACCUACACUCGCCGCAUCCGCCUCCACUGUUCACCCUGCACUCGCUUAUUUAUCCACCGCGUGGGUCUAUUAGGCACCACGCGCAUCUACGUAAACCUGCGGUGGACAAACGUCGGCUGCAUCAUACCAUCACCCUCCUUCACCAGCAUCUCACCGCAUACCAACAUCACCCAUUGCCAGCACCCAAUUGUCACCUCCCAUGCAAGUGAGACGUGUUCGCCUCGGUCCCGUCUCCAUGCGACUCCUAAGCUGCAUAUGUGGUUGGGAUUUGAGACGAAGACGAGGCGUCGGACGCCGUGGCUCGGGAGGCUCCUAACUGACGCCCCAACUCAGUCCACGCGGUCUGCCCAGUUGUCGUGCGUGUCGUGUGAAGUGACGGACUGGUGGGAAGAGAGCCAGGUUGUCACGGCCCCUUCUCAAGCGAUCUGUGACAGUCUCAUGCAUGUGAAGAGGGUGUUUGUGUUUGUGUGUGGGCUUUAUGGGUAGUGCCUCUCAGUCGACGACUGUUUGGUUACCCAACCUUGAAGGGUGACGGCUCAUGCUAAAUGCGCAGCCACAUGUCGCCCUUCUAGGUCGAAAGGUCUGAAAGCGUGUGCUAUGCCAGUAUUAGCAAACCAUGUGUCUCGCAGCCUGGUAUGCGCUGGCAGUUCCCUGACGCCUGGUUCCCUGCCGGUAGAUGCGUUUGCGCUCCCGCGGAGUAUACAGGUGGUGAGCAUAACUGCCCAGUCAUCAUCCUCGUCCUUCUGAUCGCCAUUGAGGCGAAAAAUCCUGGUCGAGUGUAUAUUGUGGACCAGGGGGUGUGGUUGCACGCCUAGGUGCGGGCCCGGCCUCGCCAGCCGCCUGCGUCCUCCCCACCUUCGGUCUUCUUGGUUCUGUCUUGACACCGGGUCCGGGUGGGGGAGGAGGAGAGAGUGCGGUAGAUGCUGAGUAAGUGUACUAUCAUUAUAACCUAAUUCACGCGCAAGUCACCGUGCCUGCUGCACCUUGGUGUGAAGCACACGAUGGACAUCGUCCGAAUCGACGGUCGAACUGUUACUAUUUCGCAAAUGCCAUAUCCUCUUAGCAUCUAUGCUUCAUUAUUAUUUUUUUCGCAUCCUGCAUAUUAAAGCAACAUGUAGAAAUUUUUGAAACUUAACCACUUUUCAUGCCUACCAGUACCGUUGCCAUGGAGUCUUAAAGGCUUCUGUCAUUUACUCCAAGUAUACCGACUGAUCUAAUGAUUGCAAUAAAAGCAAGGUUAUCAUGAACAGAACGCAGUUCACAUUAGUGUUCACAUUGGCGUACCUGAAAAAACAUGAUUUGAAGGAACAUCAAUAUCAGCCAUGGAAUUGCUCGCCGGAUCCUCAAAGUUAGUCAGACCACUGGAAGUUUACAACAUUCCGUUUGGAAUUGCAGCGACGUCCUCCUCAGCAACAAAUUGGGGAUGUACAUGGCUGCUGAGCUGAUUACCUCCCUGUAAGGGGCCGAGACGUGGAAAAUGUACGAAAGUCAGGCAGGAACAUGGGAGACGAAAAGUAUCGUAUAUAGGCAUCCUGGAAGGAACGCGCACUCAGAAUGUACGCUACUCUGAAGCAGGUGCAACUUUGCUGGUGUAACCAUUUCAUUGGAACAACUGGCGAAUAUCUGCUCAAGCGAUUAUUGUCCGACGAUGAGGUUAUUGGUACGCACAGAUGAGGCAGACAAAAUAGUACAUCCUGCACAUUGCCACAUGACCGCAGCAUUGUGUUACUUUUGGAGCGACAGUCAGAAACCAACGACAAAUUUCCGAUGAGGAUUUUAUGAAACCCUCUUCGAAAAGAGAUCCGAGGCCCCUCAGUAAAGACUAUUUCGCAUGGAGAUAGGGACCAGUACGUGUGUAGUAGGAGGCGCACUCAGCGUACAAGCAUCAGUCAGGAACAAGAAAUCACUUUCAAUUUAGUUGCCUUCGUAGAACUCCGAAGGUGAAGUGAGAGGAGAGUUAUCCGUCGUCCUGAAAAAAACUCGCAGUCAGCUCUAAUGCCACUCUAAAGUGGGCGGAACUGCGACAGUUCGGACGCGUCGUUAUGACUGACGCCGAGUGCCUACUCGAGCGAUUGUGUCCGAUGAUGAUGGAACUCCCAGACAAGACAGAGAAAACAGAGGACACUAGGACGUCCUGGAAAUUCCUCUCAAGCAUCUGCGAUUAAUCGAACGGACGUAGGAAGUUCUGGCGCAGAAUCGGCCUUCGUGGAGCACAGCCGUUCGGACCGGAGCAGCCAUCUGUGGAGUCAAUCGAAUGCUUGAGACCGAGCUGAGGCGUGAGACAUUCAAGACCCGAAUUUUGCAAACCAACAUCACCAAAUCAAGCCCUAUACCAACCCGUUUUCAUUGCUAGUUGCCAUUCGGACCAAAGGAUGCGCUCGUUAGGCAGCUUCGGAUCAACCACAAUGUCGCCACGAUCAACCAAUUUUAAACAUCAGCAUGCACACCACCACCACCACCACCGCACACAUCCAUACAACUCUCGUCUGUCUUCACCUUAGCACCACUUUGCGGUCGCGGUUCGUCGUGAUUCGGCGUAUACAUGCUUACAAUAACAAGGACGCUGUCAGAAUACAGAUUAUAUUCACGAACGUCAACUAGUACGCACAUCGCCCACAACAACGUGGAACAUUAUCAGAACAUCCAGUGCAUCUACCGUCUGGAGUCACUUAUCUGUCAGUAUGACAACCUGCGAAUUUAUCGUUAGUAUAGAUCCGAAUCAGGGUGCUGAGUUCCAAUGAAUACCACUAUUUCUCCUCCACCUUUCCGGCGAUUCCUGAUAAAGUUAGACACUAUUUUGACCUAUUUUGUCAUUAGGCCUACACAACAAUAUGCGCUUAGACAACGUGACUCGCAUCGACACUUUACACCAGUACAGUCUACACACCACCAAUGCAUGGGCCUAUUCGGCCAUGGGUAUGGGGACGUCAAUGAUCAACAAAUCGUCUCCAUUCACCUAUGCGACCAUUGUCUAAGAUAAUUCUUCGGCCUCUUGAUGACUGGUGUGACAUUACGUUUAAACACGUUUAUCGCUCGUUUAUAUUAAAUCUGCAUUUAGGAAAAGUCUAGUGCGUGUAAAAUGAGACUCAAAAAGUGUGUGUCAGUCAUCCCGCUCAGUCACACCACAAUCAUGUCCAAAUGCUUGAACAGUCCACUGUGAUAUGGAGAAAAUUAGAAGCAUGUGGUUCCCAUUUCCCCAGUGGAAACUAGCGAACGCUCUUUACUGCUAUCACAAUCAGCUAACAGUUCUGGCUUGGAGGAGUGUUAACUAAAGAAUGAUACGACCCCCCCUCCCCAGGAUCGAGAGACAGACUGCAAUAGUUUCGUCUCGCUUAUACAUCUGAGUUCCGACAGUGAUGUAGACGCACCGUACUGCAAACGCAUUCACGUCAAGUCCCCACUGAGUCAUCUCAGGUACAGUAGUGCCAGCAUAACUUGCGGUGAGCGCAAUGGUAUCGAGGUGAUAAUAUUAAUAGCACACCAUCUGCCAUUUAUGGAAGUCUACCAAUUCAUUUCUUUAACUCACACCCUUCCACAUCGAGAGACCUUGCUGUGAAGGACAUCAGUCCAAAGCCUACUGUCUGAUUUUUAAUAACUUAGAAACUGAAAACGUUUGGAAAACCGCUGAGAUUCUAAUGUCCAGGGACGUCGAAUUGAGAUUUUAUUUUUUCACAUAUAGCCAUCGUAAAAUGUAUGUACUCGUCCGCUUAAAAAUACCACGAACAAUAGGAAAACAUUGCAGAAGUGCAAGGUCCCUUGGCUUGCCACAUAAUAUUCAAAUUUCAGUGGUGAUACCUCUUAGUCAUCAAGUGACCAUCUUGUUUUAAGUUUGUUUAUACUCGAAGGUUUGUCCGACAAGUACCUAGACAUCUCACUCUUUUCUGUGAACCACUGCCAUUAAAAUUAUACUGACAGUGGACAUAGCUAACAGGUAUAGAGGACUACAAGUAAGUGGCAUUUUCCGAAGCUACUUAUAUUAGAGGCAGUAGAAUAAUAUGGUCAGUUUGGUAAUGGCCGUCACAGAAGGCAGGAGUAAAAGUUCACCUUCCUGAUCGAACCACAAUGGCUCCUCCGUGGUUCAUUAAGGAGUGUCUUUAAGAAGUUUGCGAAAAUCCGGCUAGAAGUCGUUCCAAUAAUAAACUUGGCGAAUUCAUUCUGUAUCAUGACAACACGCCAGUCCAUAGGAUCUUUCAGUUUUGUCAAUUUAACCCUUCAUACUGGGACUGCGUAGUGUUUCUAAAUGUAUGGUCAUUUGACUAAAACUCGAGAAACUCUUUUCUUCUGUCCAGAAGUCGAAUAUGCUAAAAGAGGCCGAUGAUAACCAAUGCUUAGAUUGCUGUACUCAUCGGCCUAAAACACACUAAACCUGAGGGAAAUUGUGUGAAAGUGCGAUGACUUGUUAGCUGGAAGCCCCAUGCAGCCCUACUGUCAGCAUUAGCGGGCAGCGCAUCAAGCAAAGUGUCCCACAUCAUGCGGGCUGUGCACAUGACCUUUCAGUCUCUGAAGUUUAGUAGAUGAAACCACUACUUGAAACGUCAAACCUCCAAUAAACCUCUCCCAGUGAAUGCCCCUUCUUUUUUGAAGUCUGUUUUACCUUCGCAAAGCCAGAGUCAGCAAAUGCGACUUUCCGAUUAGCGAUAAUUAGGUCUGCAAAAGGUGAAAAGCAAUCAAUGGAAGGACCUGAGGAGAGGGUUGAGGUGUUUCCGGAUGUGCCAGACAGGGGGGAGGAAGAAAAUUCGAAAUCUGAGGUCUAGACGCACGAAAUGGUGUCGGUAGGAUGCGGUUGCGUUUCGUUGUUGUGAAAUAAGACCAUCUGAUGCAGGCAGGAAUGGCGGUAGGAAUGGGUUGGACUCACUUUGGAUCAGGAUAGCACGAUGAGAAACAGGUUGAGAGUUCUGUCCCAUAAAGUAAAGACCUACAGAACUGAAAGCGCCUAUUGUGACAUGUUGAGGCGGAAACGAGCACGUAUUUCACGCAGCAGGAUUUACUGAUAUACGCUCACCGCGCAGGAUAAACUGCGAAAAAAUUAAGAGGUAUGUUUUUUAAAAAACAGCUGUAUCAUCCAGUUAAGUAAUAAUGGGGGCGAACAUUCGAGUUCCAGGUACCUGUAUGAGUAAGGAAGGAUGGUUGAUCCCCGGAGCAAUUUGUUCUUUAUUCUGAGCUUCCCAACUCGUUCAAGAGUCGAUCGUCAGAGACAGUGUCAGUAACAGAACAAGCAGCAGUUAUGGGGAGUGCCAGUUAAUAGACAAUCAGUGGCGCGGGUAUGGAGGUGACUGUGUUGGGAUCUGCAUGCCGGCGCCCGAUCGACACAUCGAUUGACCGAGUACUCAUCUGAUGCCCAGGCUCCAACCAGUUCUCGACCUGUCUUGUUUCCGGCGUGGGCGAUUAUCUUGGCAGCCGCGAAUUUGAGCAGAUGACUCAUUUCGAAUUAGUAGGUUGCCAUCUGUGAUAAUUCGUCGUCCUGUCGCAUAGCCGGCUUGUGCUUUUGGUAUGCGCGAUCCCAACUUGCGUCCAGUUGGCCCGUGUAGUUUAAGGAUCGCCCAGAAACGGGAUGUGAUAUGCAAUCCCGGACCGCUCCUUGGUGCUUAAUUAUUUUUUUCUCAUGGCCCUGCUGCGCAUGGUAGCUUUGGGCCGGUGUGCAAUUCCAACACCUAGUCUCACAGCAGUGCGCUUUGUCACUCCCGAGGCGUACAUUCCCUAUGGCAGAGCACGCCAUAUCAUUGGUAGGGUUUCUGUGGCGGUAAUCCAGGUGCGAGUGUGUGAGCAUCGGCUUAUAAACGUCUUUCGAGAGUCAUUCCCCAUAAACUGGUCGCAGAGAUAUCGAUCCUCGCCUGCCUCUCCCUCCAGCUUACUGGGAUGAGUCUGGAUCAGUUUUAAGGGCGUAAACACAGCUUCCUUUGUAAACCAUCGAAUUGUUGCUGUGAAAACUGAGAAUUUACAUAGUGUUCGUUGCCCUCCUGUAAACCCUCGUCUAACUUUGACCGCUAGAACUUCGUCUGGAGAACACAUCAAGAAAGGACAGCUACCGUUUCUGUUCUUCAUCAUAGCUCUUAGAUCUUAGGUUUUAUAUAUCCACCAUUUGUCUUAAAACUUUUCAUGCAGCAUCUUAUCACGCUGCUCGCUGGCUCGUGUAGUUCUGACUCUGUGAUUUUUUCUCACACUCUCUGAGUAACCUUCUUUAGCUCUCGAGUGCUCUAGAGCUCGACCGUAGAGUUCAUAUGCCGCAUAUAUUUUCAACCGAGUUUGGGCAUGAACUGAGCCCUAACCUAUCCAGCAGCGUAGAACUCUGUUACCUACGCCCUUGCUCUGAAUGUUCGGUGGCGUGAAACAGGCAAAUAACAUGCAAAACGGCAUCCGUCUACAUAAUUGUUUGUGUUAGACGUAGCAGUCUGUCUGAUGCACAAAACAUCAAUCAUAAAAUACCCGCAACCUUGACGGUUCUCAAGUGAUUCACGAUCAAUCUCCGCUUCAAAUUUUGCUGCAAAAACAAUGCAUCAGUCCUCUGGCUAUGACGGUAAUGCAGCCAAUUUAAACGGGCGUUUUCUUGCCAUUACAGUACACUCUCCCAUUUUUCACUCCAUAGGAUACUUGGGUUAUCCCAGUGCAGGCGGUAACUUUUGUGGUGUGUGGUCAGAGGAACAAAUCGCUGAGCUUAUCGCAGAACGCGAAGGACGACCUGCCCAAGGUAGUUUUGCUAUCUGCGGUGAACAAUCAAGUUAUCACUUCUAUCUAGUGUUGCAGAGACUUCAGAUUUGAUCUACAGUCUCACAAUUUAACCGUCUUCCUGAUUUGUUUAGGUUUCGCUAUGACCAGUUGGCUGGUCUCUACGCGACUAUUGUCGCCUUGGAGACGAAAGCACUUUGUUCCUUACUGCUUAUGCAUUUUAAGUUAUUUUGCAAAAUCAUAUGAUGUUAACUUCUUCCUUCCUUUGUCCUUACUUAUCUCGUAAUCCGACAGUAAUGCCUCUUUCACGACAUACCUGCAGUCUAAAAAUAGCCAUCCGCUGAGAGGAACUUCCACCGAUCAGUAGGUAAGUCGUACCCACUCCCUGAUUCGGUUUUUAUUGGUUAGUCGUGGCUAUUGGUAUCAAAUAAGUGAACUCGAUAUGCUGUAGUCGAUUGGGGGGAGGGAUGAUGGGUAAAUUAAGCGACUUAGGUAAAAUACUCUAACCCGGGGUCUAGUAGCUCCGGUGGCUAAAGUGUUGGCUGCACUAACGGUAUGUCACUUCUUUCACGGGUUCUAGCCCCACCAAAGUCGCCAAGUUUUUCCCAAUCGGCCAUACACUUGCUUUCUCGAAGUACCCGCACAGGGAACGUCUAGAACUUGAUGCAUAAGAUCUACUCAGCAAUUAGUAGUGGCAUAGUCGCGCUCGUAUAGCCGUAGGUUGCAAUUCAGUACCCAAUGUGGAUAACUACUAAAACAGUAAACAAACUUUAAGGACGCUUUUGUGGUGUAUCCAUUGUCAGAAGCGCAGGUGCUAUGCGUCCAUAGGCGCGUGCAUACCAUUAAAAUCAAAGAAAAGUAUCGUUUGAAAUGAAAUAGACUUGAUACAAAUGAAGUACUAAGAAAGUUCUUAAAUUGCACAAUGUCGAAACAAAGUGGUUUUCCCAGUCCUCAUUUUCAGAGCGCACAAUUUUGUUAAGCUUGCCUGAGCCCGCAUUUGGCCAGGCGAAGUGCACCUCUCAACGCCUACCCGUUUCUCUACUGAUUUAUGCGAGAGUUGACAGGAGUCAUAUUAAGUGUGCAAGAAGACUGCCGUGAACCCGCAGACCAUGACACCACGGUUUCCUAUAAAAGGUGACGGACUGGACCUCAGAAACAAGCACUGAGGUCAAGCAACUUGACUGUAGGCAAAACAGGUUGCACCAACCACAGCGCAAAAUGCCUCUUAGAGACAGAAAGCUGCAGUCAGGAGUUAUUUUGUUGAUUUCGCUAAUCGCAUGGACAGACCUCUCUGGGGCGGCUGUCCUUCCCAGGUCCAUGGAUCGUGAGAAGCUGGAGGUUCACUGCAUUGAGGAAUACGGAAAGUACUGUGGUGGGAAACUGAGUGGAUUCAGGCAAGUGUGUAAUAAGCACUGGGGGAUGGCUCAAUGGUACUCCUAAUUUUUGGAAGUCCAGCUAACCCCUCACAACUGUAGCGUAAACGCUGUACCCAGCAGUUUGUCAGUUAACAGAGGUAUAGGCCAUAGUAGUGGAAUUCUGUGGUCGACGGUAGUUUCUCCACCCUAAUUGGCGAACAGCAGCACUACCCUGAAUGGCAAAGAUGGAUUGGUUAUGGAACACCAACCCCCACCACCACCACCGCCACCUUCAGGUGCCAAAACAAAAUCAAAAUAACGGCUGCUCAUGCAGCUUUGCAAAAGUUUGGGGAGGCAAAGUCGUAGUGGUUGCUGGGUGUGUGCCAUUUGCCGGUCCCCUUAUUCGUAGAUGACAUAUACUUCUGUGAGAUGCCAUUCAGUCGUCACUACACAAGUAUUGUACUCAUGCACAAUCGGUACCUAGCAAACAAGACACAUGCAUAGCCUGGUUCGUUAGAAAACCGUCCUGGUAAGUGAUAUCCUCUGUUUAAUAAAAUCAUACCAGAUUACCAAGGGCUCUCCCAUCCCAAAACCCUUCCUACUACGAUUUGUAUACACGAACCCAUUUCGUGUGGUGAUACUUAUUUUAUGCAUCGAGAUAUGUCCAGGCAUCCAUAUAUUUAAGCUCAAAACUUCCUCAGUUGCUUCAUUUUUCAUGAGGUUUAAACCUUGAGCAACUUAUUUACGAGAAUAAAUCUGCCUUUUUAGGUUCAGCGAUGGCUGCCGUGUUUGCAAAUGCGAUAAAACUUCCGUCCUCUGCAAAAAGGGUCCCUGCCGAUUCUUUGCACGGCUUGAUGAGGACGCAUUGGACUACUGUGAUGGCGUUCUAUCACGUGUAAGAAGUGCCCGUUUUCGACACCAUUUUUUGACGGAAAUCAGUCGUCACACGAUGGGCUAGCUUUAAGUUGGAUUCGCCAGCUUCCACUAAUUCGACCCAGCCAUUCAACAGCUGCCCACCUAGACAGGAAGUUUGAACUCACGAUGGUCGUUUCAAGGCCUGCCGAUAAGCAGGGCAUUCAUUAUUGAGAAAGGGGUUCGCACUCCAUCGACUAGGACGCAAAUAUUUAUCGAGAUAACUAAUUACUCAGAUCCGAGCUGAUCACAGCACGCAACAUGUUCUCUAUUGUUUAUCUGAAAAUUUACUCUCCAGUUUCUGGCAGACAGUCUUGUUGCUCCAAACAAUAAGUAACAGAAUCAGUUGUCAGUUGACUUAUUUCCUACUCUUUAGCAGAUAUAGUGCGUGCAAACCAAGAAGAUGUAUCAGAUUCUUGCAUAAAAAUCAAAUACCCACGCCCUGAUAACUCUGCAAAUUUCAAGCGCUAAGGUUAUCGGAAGUAUUCGCGUCCUCGAAAUCAACAAAAUAAAACUAGAAAUAGCCCUCUACGCCCGACAAACGUGCUGAGUUGGUGCUCAUUGCCGGCAUGUUAAGAGCUUAGUGGAGACGAACAGAGUCAAUGACUGUACUCGGAGAGCACUUAUAUUCUCUUUGCGUUCCCCAUGACAUAAAGUGAGCCGUUACUGAGUGGAAGACGAGGGAGUGAAAUACUGUUGGCUUGUGACAACUUAAGUGUCUGCCAUUAAAAUUUGAUUAGGAUGAAUUUAUAUGCAGCUCAAGGCACAAUUUGGACUUUCAAGUGCUGAGAGAAUCAGAAGAGGAAUUUAAUGUGACGAGAUUAUGGUGAGCGGCACCUGUGAUAAGGAAUGACUUUUUGACCGCUGAAAAAAGCGCUCGGGGUUUGCAGAAGAAAAUGAAUUCUUAACCAGUCACAAUAUUUUAUGUAAGCUGAAGUCGUCACAUUUGAAAGACUUCUAAGCUGUCGUGGGAUCAACCCCAUGUUGUGAUUAUAGGUUAGCCGUGCGAAUCAGGAGCGAUAAAUCUUACAUUCUCAAAGGCUGUUAUGAAUGCUUAUUUAGUCUAGCACACAGAAACGAAAUUGCAAUUGUCAACCAUUUAACUUCGACUUACUAUAAUUUCCUUCCGUCCGUGUGGAGUGUCUCACCAACUUGGGUCUGAUAUGUCACAUCUCAUUUUAAAGAUAUGUGGCUCGACGAAGUUAUAAUUAAAAGAGCCAAUACUAAUGUAGACAGGACCCAUCCAACGCCUGUGCCAACAAGACGGCGAUUCAUAAAGUUUAAAAACAAAGCCACUGUGUGAAUGCAAAAAAUGGUUUUAGAAUGCACUUGGGCCUAAGGGAUCCUACGAAUAAAGUCUAUAGCAACGGUCGGAGUGAAGUGUUUGGGUGAAUCUGCCACUUGCACUGUUUGAUAACCAAGCCAACUGCGUGAAUAUUCGAGAGAUUGCUGGUAUCUUUCGGUACUUACAACUGCGGAAGUUUUCCUUGCAGCUACUGAUAAACAUAAUCUUUCAUGUAAUCACCUCAUUGGAAUUUAUUAGUGCUAAUGCGCACAGAAAACCAUUAUAUGUUUCUGCGUUUAAAAAAUGUAUUUGGGUUUUUGGGGCGCAAGUUUAUUAUCCACGGAUUUCCUGGUUCUAUCUGUCAGUACAACCGGUUAUUUCAGCAUAUUAUUAUUUUCAUUGUACCAACAUAAAAUCAAGUAUGGAAAGCAUAAACUGAGCAGAGGUCUACAACCCUCAGUACAUUUGGAAUGACAGUUACUUUCUAAAAAAAGGUAGUGGCAGCUCAGGCUCCCUUCUAAGAGAGUUCCAACAAGCGGCUCUUCCUCAGAGAACGUCAGGAGAAGAAAUCUUUGGUCAUCCGUCUUGUACAACCGACUGCUUUAAUUUAAACGUCAGAAAGCAUAAAAAUUGGCGCUCUGUAUCCUCCGUCAUUUAGACAGGGUUGCAAAAACUAUCUGAAACAAGCACCACUGGAAUUAGUGCACUCGUUUUGAUAGGUGUCAGGUGGCUUUUGCCCCCUGAAAAAGGCAGGAAACAAACAUCUAAAAUGAAAUGUCACGUUCUCUAAACAGGGUUUAGCGGUCUAAGCUACAUUCCAUACUUAAUUCUAGCUAUAGCCCCUAUUCUCAGCACUCCAGUUAUGUUAAUUUACCUUUGGUUGCUAUAUUUUGACCGUCUAGAACGCAAUAGCUUACAAGGACUUCACAAGGAAAGCCAAGGCCGAAAAGCAGAAACAACAGGCAGUACAGGGACCCAAAAUCGACACAAGUAGUCUGAAAUUCAAUAUUAAAUACGACACCAAGCCGAGAAGCAAGAUGGAGGAGCAAGCGAUCAACCACGAGAUGAUCGGUGUCCUGCAGAAUCAAGUGGAGGGUGCACUUCAACAGAGCAUGGAUCAGGCUGCCAAAAGGCGCUUGAGUGAAAGGCGCCCCGGCGUGACCGCAGAAGAUUCGGUCCCUGCGGGUAGAGGGGAUCCUGUGGACGCCAGUGAUUUUAGAAGGAUGUUUGGAAGACUUUCUCGAUUACCCACCCGCCGUCCCCAGUCCACCGACGCGAUGGGAUCCCAACUACCUAAUCUUGGAUCUGGUGGCAUGGGUGUCGAUGUGAUUCGCCCCCCUAGCAGCGCUGAAAGUAGCCCGCAGUCUGACGUCAGGGCCGCCGUCGGCUUGCAGAAAAGAGUGCCGGCACAACAAAUCGAACCCCAGCUCGAAAGAACGCUGACUGCAGGAGGCCUUGGUAGAGAAAGCAUUCUACCGCUGGAGAGUGGUCUGCCGCGCCGGACCAUACAGACACCUGCUCACGUUCAAGCCGCUCCAAAGCCUGUUAUGACGGUGUUAGGUGAGAAGGAGACAGCAAAGGGACACGCUGUUCCACCGGCUCCACAUAUGAUUUCAGAAAAGGAUUUACUUUCCCAGGCAGCACCCCCGUUGCCUCCACAAGUGGGUAUCAAAGGGUUGGCCCCUGGAGCCGUUGUACCACUGCCCACGAAAGUGGUUAAUCGAGACCACAAACCACUGAAGGCCCCUGCAGUGGUACCGCCACCGCCAAUGCCGCAGCGUCCAGCAGUCAUAGAAGGGCCAAAGAUACAACAGCCUGCUUUGGGCCUGCAUCCACAAGUUUUCAGCAAGACCGGUCUGCCUGCGUCAGGGAGAACAGGACCGGCGAAUCUGAACGUCGCAGCUGUACCGAUUCCUCCACCUCCUGCACGCCGUCCUGUCGUGCCUUUGGCAAAAGACAGAAUUCCCACACCCCCCGUCGCACCCAAAGUGGUUUCUGAAACAGACAAAAUUCAGCCGUCCAAGGAAAGCCUUGACUUGUCCACUCUCAUUGACAAACUCAAUAUCAAGAAUAAUCCCCCGAAGCAGGAGGUAUACAAUAUCCAGAACACCGGUCGUCUCUCAGCCCCACUACCGCAAAUGCCACCUGCACCACCAGCUCCACUAGCAGGGGCAAAACUUCCCUCUCAACUCAAACCUGAUACUGUACUCGAGGACUACUUCCUCCGACAACCUGCCUUCGAAGAUUGGCCACCACUCCGACAGCCAUCUCCACCCAUUCACUUUGUUGGCACGCUUAGAGACAACGAGGAAAGCCCGAUGCUUGAGGAGGAUGUGGUACGUCAGUCAGUCUCUCACGUAAAGCCAACAAACCUCGACCGGCUGCAAUGGCAACCGUUUAACGAGUAUGUCCAAGAACCAAAGGCUGAUGUUAUGCCAGCUUUCCAUGCCUUACCAGAGUCAGUGCCCUGCGAUAGACACCAACACGGAUCGAUUCCGGAAUCAGAACUGAGUGCGGCCUAUGAAAAGUCCAUGCCGGAGGGCUUUUUACCGACCGAUCGGCACAGAGAGACCUGGCCAGAUUGGCAGGCAGUUCACCUCGGUCAGCACCGCCAGCACCCGCACCUCUACCGACCAGCCCCUGAGCCCCUAGGAACUCUUGAAGAGGUCAAUCCUUUCUCGCGCAUCAGCUCUUACAUCCAAAACCAGCAGAAACAGAGCGGUCACCUUCAUGGAGAUAACAAUGGGAAGAUGUCCGAAAAAGUGAAAAAUCUCCUGGACCUGACCAAGGCAGCAAUUGAACUCCUUGUCAAAGCCAACUACACAGAAGCCAAGCUGCUACAAAACUUCACUCAGGUUGUCUCCGUAAAUAACACCACAAACGGAACUGCUGCCAUUAUCAGUACCAAGAAAAUGGGCAGUAACAGCACUGACCUCGGACAUACGGUUGAGGCCCAUAGUUACGCUGCCGACAGGGGAACAGCACUACGACAGCAGGUGAAACAGCUUACGGCCAUCAUCACCAAGUUGCAAGAACUCGUGCCCCAAGUAGAAGAAUAUGCCAGGGAAGAGGAGGAAGAGGAGAAGAAUAAAGAUUCUGUGGGAGAGGUGAACCAACUCAUUUCUGCAACCAGUCUGCAGACAGAAAGCUCGCCCACUGGUGUCAUCCUGAUGUCACCCCUUGGUGCGGCCGUGGGAGCUGUCCGUGAGAAGGAUGACCGUGAACAUCUACUGGUGAAAUUGGAACAUUGUGAGGCCUAUUCGGCUAAGCUGCUGAAGGCCCUAGAGGAGAAGAAGAUGCUGGACAGUCUCGGUGGUGUGUCCAGUUCAGCCACUUCCAAGGAAUACCUGCUUUCUCUCCUCAGUGCCUUAAAACCCCUCUUGUGA
Messenger RNA from Spirometra erinaceieuropaei, 14754 nucleotides. NCBI's taxonomy places the organism in Eukaryota, Metazoa, Platyhelminthes, Cestoda, Diphyllobothriidea, Diphyllobothriidae. The record is from the annotation of a GenBank genome assembly.